CUGCGUGCGGGACUCCUCCGGGCAGCGGAAGGGAAGAGCUGCCCGUGCCCCAGGCAGAGCUGCCGCUUCUCCCGGAGCCUGCCGAGGAAGGGCUGCAGCUGGAGCGUCUUGGUGUUUCGUGCUCCGUCUCUCCGGAAAUAUUUUGGCUUUGAUUCCGUCUUGCUCCUCCCUGUUCCUGGAGAAGAGGUACCGUCCCGCUAUGCCUCGAUACAGCCUCCACAACCUUUUGGACUGGAUGUAUGGAGGGGUGGACCCCAGCUUUGCCGGCAAUGGAGGGCCGGAAUGCGCCGCCUUUCUCUCCGGCCAGCAGCGCUUGCUGGAGAGUUUGGUCUUCCUCAGUGUGGGCGCCAUGGAGAUCCUCGUGUCCCUGUGGAAGCUCAGGCAGCAGCAUGUCCGGGAGCUGGAGAAUCUGCUGCAGCAGCGCCAGACUAAGCAGGAGAGCCUGGGCAAAAACCUUCUGCUGGUGCUGCUCUGCCUCAUCUUUGGGCUGGAGCUGGGAUUCAAAUUUGCCACCAGAACUGUCAUUUACCUCCUGAACCCCUGCCAUGUGGUCACUAUGAUGCAGAUUUUUCUUCUUGCCUGUCCCCCAUGUCGCACUGCAAUGAUUCUCUUCAGGUUGCAGAUGCAUAUGCUGAAUGGGGCCCUCUUAGCGUUGCUGUUUCCUGUUGUUAAUACACGCCUGCUUCCAUUUGAAAUGGAGAUUUAUUACAUCCAGCAUGUGAUGCUCUAUGUUGUGCCCAUCUAUCUGCUGCAGAAAGGAGGUAUUUACACCCCUGAACCGCUCUGCAAUUUCUGGUGGGCUCUUUUAUCCACGGGGUUUAUGUUUGUGUAUCAUUUUAGCAUCUUGCAGAUCCUGGGAUUGGUUACAGAAGUGAAUUUGAACAACAUGUUGUGCCCAGCCAUCUCAGAUCCUUUUUAUGGGCCCUGGUACCGCAUCUGGGCAUCUGGACAUCAGACUGUCAUGACCAUGACUCACGGGAAGCUUAUAAUCCUGCUGUGUCACAGUGCUGUCCCCACCUUCAAGUGGAGCAUGGACUUUCUUAGGCUCCCAGCAAAGAAAAUAGACUGAAAUUUCUCCCCACAGAGUAAUUCAUACAGGAAGCAGAGAUAUACUGGAAAACAAAGAGGGGGGAUGAGAGGACAAUGGCUCUAUACUUCUUCCCACCGUUUUUUGCCUCAAAAACACCUCUGUUAUGAAGUGAGGUUUUUUUUACCUGCUGUUUUUCACUGCCUAUUGCCAAUGGCAAAAUUAGUGGCCUUACUCUGGGGAAGAUUUGUGUUUUAUACAUUUUGUAUAGAUUACAACAGAAUCUUGCUAAGUCACCAUUUAAAAUUAGGCCAGGAUCUGUCCACAUUCUGGCAAAGAGAGUGGCAGUGCUACCUCGUUUUCCAUUAAAGAAUAGUACACUUCUAGCAUAGGAAAUUCAGAAUUGUAGCACUCAACUUAUAUGAACCAACAUGCUGAACUGCAUUAUCCAGGCUUAACUCUUAAAACUUGAAUGUUCCAAAAUGGUCACAGGAAAUGGUGCACACUUGAUUGUCCUGUCAGAAGUGCAAAACAGUGAAGUUCUACUCUACUGUAUUUUCUAAAAGCUGAUUUAAAAAUGUUGGGGAACAAUAAGUCAAUUAAAAAAAAAACCACAUCUGCUUAAUUUCUAAGCUGCAAUGGAUAAGUAUCUAUCUAGUGAAGUCCCAUCAUGAUGCUUUGGAGAUUAUUUUGGUAAGGGGAGAAAAAAAGAAUGUCAAAAUGAAUUCAAAAGACCAUGUUAUGUUUAAGCCAUGAUAAGAUAUUGCAUCCACUGUUCUGUCCUGACUUUGAACAAAAUGAUUUUUUUUUACUUAGACUGGAGAAGGAGAGGAGAUACAAAGUCCAGUGUAACAUCAGGGUGGUUUUUUUUAUACUUGGUAGCUUUUGAAACAUUCCUGCUCUGUCUAUGAGGAUCCUCACUGACCAGACUGGUUGGUGAAGAAACCAAAUUAAACUCUUCUCUCUCUAUAGCUCUGCUAUAUCAUGUGUACUGACUGUAAAAUACAGGUAUAAAAAGGAAUGUCAAAU
Molecule: messenger RNA, 2056 nt
Organism: Cyanistes caeruleus (blue tit)
Lineage: Eukaryota; Metazoa; Chordata; Aves; Passeriformes; Paridae
Source: RefSeq, a predicted model, not a curated record